AGCCAGGCAGCGUCUCAUGAUUCAUUCAGCCGAACACAGGCACCAGAACACGGGCUAGAACACUCUUCCGAGCCGGGGAAUCCAGAGGCCGGGGCUCCACACAUCAAGGCACAGACAGCUGCUUCAUCAUGGCGGACGUUGGGGACGUUUUGAUGUCGGUUUUGUCCACAAUUCGGGUUCCGAAGCCCGGGGACCGAGUCCACAAAGACGAAUGCGCCUUGUCAUUUUCCUCGCCGGAGAGCGAUGGAGGCCUGUAUGUGUGCAUGAACAGCUUCCUGGGCUUCGGGAGUCAGUAUGUGGACAGGCACCAUGUUCGCUCCGGCCAGAGGGCUUACCUGCACAUCACCCGGGUUCGCAAAGCUAAGAAGGAAGAGGAUGUCAACUCAGGAUCUGGACACCCGCCCAAGAAAAAGCCCACCAGACUGGCCAUAGGUAUCGAAGGAGGUUUUGAUGUGGAGCAGGAGCUGUAUGAGGAGGAUGUAAAGGUGGUCAUUUUACCUGACAGGCAGGAAGUGACAUCAGAGGGCCUUGCAACCAUGCCUGACGUUGUGAAAGAGCGGGUGUCCCUGUCAAUGACGGGUAUCAUGGCAGCUGACUCAGUGUCUCACACAUUACAAGUUCAACAGUGGGAUGGAGAGGUGAGACAGGAGUCGAAGUAUGCUAUUGACCUCAAACAGCUGGAUAACGGAGUCAAGAUUCCUCCCAGUGGAUGGCGGUGUGAGGUCUGUGACCUCGAGGAGAAUAUUUGGAUGAACCUGACAGACGGCAAGUUGCUGUGUGGUCGUAGAUAUUUUGAUGGCUCUGGGGGAAACAACCACGCCCUUCUUCACUUCCAGCAGACAGGAUACCCAAUCGCUGUCAAACUCGGCACCAUCACUCCCGAUGGAGCAGAUGUGUACUCCUAUGAUGAGGAUGACAUGGUAUUGGAUCCCAAGUUACCAGAGCACCUUUCACACUUUGGCAUCAACAUGAUGACCAUGGAGAAGACUGAGCGGACGAUGACAGAGCUGGAGAUUGCAGUGAACCAGCGUGUGGGAGAGUGGGAGGUGAUCCAGGAGUCAGGGACCACCCUACGUCCACUGUUCGGCCCCGGCCUGACCGGCAUGAAGAACCUGGGCAACAGCUGCUACCUCAACUCUGUCAUGCAAGUGCUCUUCACUGUCCCAGACUUCCAGAGCAAGUACGUGUCCAACAUCGACAAGAUCAUCGAUGAUGCUCCUAGUGACCCCACCCAGGACUUCAAAACCCAAGUAGCCAAGCUCGGGUAUGGACUGUUGUCAGGAGAGUACUGCAAACCAGCACCAGACCCUGCAGAUGAAAACGGUGCCUCUGAACCCAGGGGAGACCAAAUUGGCAUAGCACCCCGAAUGUUUAAAGCACUUGUUGGACGGGGCCACCCGGAGUUUUCCACCAAUCGUCAACAGGAUGCUCAGGAGUUUUUAUUGCACUUCAUUAACAUGGUGGAGAGAAACUGUCGCUCCGGGCCAAACCCAUCUGAAGCCUUCAGGUUCCUGGUGGAGGAGAGGAUCGUGUGUGAGCAAUCACAGAAAGCCAAGUACACACAGCGGGUAGAUUACAUCGUUCAGCUUCCUGUGCCCAUGGACCAGGCCACCAACACAGAAGAGCUUCAGGAGGCAGAGCGCCGGCGUGAGGAGGGGGACUCAUCCGCCCCGACAGUGCGUGCACAAAUCCCCUUCACAUCUUGCAUGGCAGCCCUCAGUGAACCAGAGAUCCUCGCAGACUUCUGGAGCUCAGCUGUUCAAGCCAAAACUACUGCUACCAAAACCACCCGCUUUGCCUCUUUCCCCGACCAUCUGGUUAUCCAGAUUAAGAAGUUUACCUUUGGUCUUGACUGGGUACCCAAGAAACUGGACGUGAGCAUAGACGUUCCUGACACUCUGGACCUGAGUGCACUUAGUGCCAUUGGCCAGCAGCCGGGGGAGGAGCUUCUACCAGAGGUGGCCCCGCCCUCACUUGUGACCCCUGAUAUGGAGGUUAAAGCUCCAGUUCUUGAUGACUCCACUGUGUCCCAGUUAUGUGAAAUGGGAUUCCCGCUGGAGGCCUGCAGGAAAGCAGUGUACUACACUGGAAACACUGGAAUUGAUGCUGCCAUGAAUUGGAUCAUGGGCCAUAUGGAUGACCCAGACUUCUCGGCCCCCCUGGUGUUGCCAGGCUGCAGCUCCGGCGCCGGCACCACUCCCACAGAGAGCCUCUCCGAGGAGCACCUGGCAACCAUCGUCUCCAUGGGCUUCAGCCGAGACCAGGCAACCAAAGCACUCCGAGCCACGAGUAACGUACUGGAACGUGCAGUGGACUGGAUCUUCUCGCACCUGGAUGACCUGGAGUCCAUGGAUGUGUCUGAAGGAGGCCGCUCAGCUGCAGAGAGCGAGGGCAGGGAACCGCCCCCUGGGCCUCGAGUCAGAGACGGACCAGGAAAGUACGAGCUGUUUGCAUUCAUCAGUCACAUGGGGACAAGCACAAUGUGCGGCCACUACGUCUGUCACAUCAAGAAGGAUCAGCAGUGGGUCAUCUUCAAUGAUCAGAAGGUGUGUGCUUCAGAGAAACCUCCAAAAGACCUGGGAUACCUCUACUUCUACCGGAGGGUGGCGGACUGAGACAACAGAGCCAUUUGCUUGGAGUGAGGGAGGAGAGCUGUGGAUGCUAACACAAACGCAACAACAACAACACAUCAUGAAAAGUCGCAUCCCCACCAAGCUCAAAUGCACGCUUCAAAAUGACAAAACAUGUAAAUAAAUCUCUCCGAUUGCAUAUACACACAGUCAAAUCAAUUGGUGCAGAUGUACAGAUGAGGUGUUUGGGGCCGGGGGGCGAGCCGGGGGUCUGUUCUCAGAGCAGAGUCACUCUAUUUAUCUGGAAAACUUUUCUGAUUGAAACUGAGAUCUGUUAAAAGACGUUUUCUCAGCAAACGCAUCCAGAUAAUUCAGAAAACCUGCUCCACGGAACAAGUCCAUCCACUCUUUAUUAGUAAGUUUUCUUAACUUUCACAUGAAUCCAUUUCCUGUUGAUUUCUACUGCCGUCAGUAGUCACUGCCCCUCCCCGUCAGAUUACUGCCUCCACCCUCUUUUAUUGGACUGUUGCAGCUUGGUCUCGCAGUCGCGGCCGUGCACCUCCUCCUCCUCCUCCUCCUCCUCCUCAUCUUCUUCCUCCUCCGCCUUAUUCAGUGAGGAUGUCAAAACACUUCCACUACAAUAACAAAGAGGAAAUGUCCGAAAAUCAAACAUUAAAGAAGAAAAAGCUCAAAUGUGUGUUACAAAAACUAAAUAAUAAAAAUGUCAAAACACCAAAUUAACUUGUUUUUUGUUAAAGGUUUGGUGAGGGUGAUACCUGAUUGUUUUUUGUGCGGUUUUUAUUUUGCCAACAUCCUUUGUUAUUUCUGCUGUGACAAAUAAAGAAUUGUCUUUCUGUCA
Molecule: messenger RNA, 3429 nt
Organism: Limanda limanda (common dab)
Lineage: Eukaryota; Metazoa; Chordata; Actinopteri; Pleuronectiformes; Pleuronectidae
Gene: usp5
Product: ubiquitin specific peptidase 5 (isopeptidase T)
Exons: 20
Coding region: 129-2615 (828 amino acids)
Biological process (GO): protein deubiquitination
Molecular function (GO): zinc ion binding; protein binding; cysteine-type deubiquitinase activity
Source: RefSeq, a predicted model, not a curated record